This is a messenger RNA of Hyposmocoma kahamanoa, 1282 nucleotides long. RefSeq names its product apolipoprotein D-like. NCBI's taxonomy places the organism in Eukaryota, Metazoa, Arthropoda, Insecta, Lepidoptera, Cosmopterigidae. Gene Ontology annotation, molecular function: pigment binding. The transcript is spliced from 5 exons. The coding region runs from base 81 to 1040 and encodes 319 amino acids. The record is from RefSeq and is a predicted model, not a curated record.
UUUAAAAGCGGCUCCCGACGGCCCGGACUCCAUUCCCGAGUCGUCUUCUGCCCUCUCCUGGUCUUCUAGUCACUCUCAACAUGUGGAGGCUGUUUGUGUUCGCUUUUCUCGUAACGGCGCAGGCCCAAAUUCCUUCACUGGGCUGGUGCCCUGAUUAUCAGCCCAUGGCAUCGUUCAACAUGAAAGGUUUCCUGGGCACAUGGUAUGAAGCUGAGCGCUACUUCACGGUCAGCGAACUUGUCAGCCGGUGUGUCACCACCAAAUACGAAGCUACACCCGAGGGUAGAAUCCUAGUAUCCAACGAGAUAACCAAUUCAUUGACGGGCUUAAAACGAGUGAUGGACGGUGCUCUCUCCAUGAUCGGACCCGAAGGAGAAGGUCGCAUGAUCGUCAAGUAUUCAGCUCUGCCAAUCCCGUACGAUACCGAAUACGUAGUAUUGGGCACUGAUUACGACAACUACGCCGUCCUAUGGUCUUGCAGUGGCAUUGGACCUGUUCAUACUCAAAACGCCUGGGUGCUAACACGUGAAAGACUAGCCCCAAUUGCAGUCAUGCAAGCCGCGUACGGAGUUCUAGACAGAUUCAAGAUCUCUAGGACAUUCUUUGUAAAGACCAAUCAGGCUGACUGCACGAUCCUGCCAGAUCCAGCUGCUAAGGAAGAGAUUGAGUACAAGCGGGCCAAUGUGGACGUGCAGGAGAAGAGUGUUGGUGUCGUACCUAAUGUUGUCGUUGACAAAGUCGUUGAUCCACCUAUUGAGCAAAUUUGCCCACAGAAGAGAGUAGACCCUGAAGUCAAACCUGAAGUUCCAGAAGAACGAUCAGCUGUACCCGUCCCAGAAGAAUCUAGCAAGCCUCUGCAAGUCCCCGAACUUAUCAUGUCGGAAUCUUUUGAAAAGAAAGAAGAGAAAAUCGAUAAGCCAUUGGAGAAGCCAGCUUAUGAGGAACCACUGAAAGAUGAGAAAAAAGAGGAGUUGAUAAUGCCUCAAUUAAUGGAAUCGGGAGAAUCAAAAGAGAAGGCAGAAUUAGAGAAACCUCAAUAAGGGAAAAUGCAUAUUAACUACACAUAACACGACCUUGAAGUAAAACAUCUCUUGACUUACUUCAAAAUACUUUAUUGUCAAUAUUUCUUGUAAGUCAGGAAAUAUAAUAUACUAAAGUCGUGUAAAGAAUGUUUUGUGCAUUAAUAAUUCCUCAAACGAAUUUAGUUCAGAAUGAACUUAGUGUGUAGAUGAGUGAAUGACUGUGAGGCUUUCUUGGGGCUAUUGUACCAAAUAAGUAACUC